UUUAAAUUCACGUCAACAGUAUUGAAAGCGGCGAACGGCGAAGGCGAAGGCCGGCGUGGGGCCCGCAUUUCGCGCCUCACUCAGCUGGGAACCCUACUUCUAUCCAUCAUAAGGAUCCCAGGAAGCUGUGUACUCCAAAUUCAAAAUGGUGAGAAUCACGAGUCCAAGUGCCGUCAGAAUGAUGCCAAGGAUAAAGCUCAUUAUCAUCAUUGGUGUCAGCAUUUUGUCUUUUUUUCUUCUAUUUUUUGAUAUUAAGAAUUGUGAAAAAUUCGAUUUCAAAUCGAUUAAAAUAACAUUGAAAUCACACAAAAAUAGAAUUUGUUUUGAAAAGUUCAAAAACACGUACAACAUCGACAGGGUAAAAUUUUCCUGAAAUUUAAAUAUAUUUACAAUUAAUUUAUUACGUUUCUUAAUAGUGAAAAAAACAGCCUACGUACCUAUUUCAGGAAUGCCUCGCCUACGUGCCUAUUUCAGGAAUUCCUUGCCUACGUGGCUAUUUCAGGCUUGCCUCGCCUACGUGCCUAUUUCAGGCAUGCCUCGCCUACGUGCUUAUUUCAGGCAUGCCUCGCCUACGUGCUUAUUUCAGGCAUGCCUCGCCUACGUGCAUUCCUCAGUUAGAUUGCAAUAAGUUUUUUUAUGAAAAAAAAUUACGUAAGUUACGAAUAAACUUUUAAAAAAUAAAUAUUAAAUUCAUAAUCCACGCUGCCACUUCCAACUCGAAAAAAAUUAUUUUUCAAUUUUCCAAUUAUUUUUUGUUGUUAACAUCGAUUUUAAAAAAGUGCUAAAAUGUCUCAGCCUAGUGUAAUAAUUCCUCAGCAAAAUGCGAUCAUUCCUCAAGGAAGUCCAGAAGCGUCUCAGCAAAGGGAACCAACCCCUCCGAAACCUGAAGAGCCGCCGAACGAGCCGACAUGGUUAGACAAGACAAUAUAUCAUCCAUGGACGCCAUACAUCACAAUAAUUGUGACCCUUGCGCUUCCCAUAAUCUUUGUUUUGGGCUCCUCGUUGUACUUGAGAAGCGAAGAAACAGAAAUCAAAGUUCCAAGUAACUUGUCUGUGAAUCCGAUAUUUUCAACAAAUGCGACAACGUCAUCACAAACUACGAAGCCAAAAUUGAUUUAUAACGAGAUGAAGAAGCCCCGGACAACUUUGAAACCAUCAACUGCUCCGCCAGAAUCCUCAAAGGCCCCAGCAUCUACUGGAACCACUUUGGCGACGAAUCCUACGAUUACUGGUCCACCUGGAACUGGAAAACGAAAUAAUUCUCGAUUUUUCUAAUAACUUGUGUUCAAUAAAUGCUUCUAAAAAUUAC
Caenorhabditis elegans is the source of this 1309-nucleotide messenger RNA. RefSeq lists its product as uncharacterized. The record is from RefSeq and is marked reviewed. Lineage: Eukaryota; Metazoa; Nematoda; Chromadorea; Rhabditida; Rhabditidae. The coding region runs from base 787 to 1275 and encodes 162 amino acids. The transcript has 3 exons.